GGAUGACGUGACAAGCGAUUCAAACAUCGCGCAGUGAAAUUCAGUGAAAUCGGGAUUCUUUUUCUCUGCUCCGAAGAAGGAAAGGACAGAAAUUGUUUCGUUUUUUCCAAUAUCCCGUUGGCCAGGAGUGAAGGAUCGCGUCUAGCCGUUCAGAUUACUGGUCUACCGUAUUCGAUAAGGCUAGAAUUCUUUGAAUCAAUGCAAUCGUGAUAGCAAAAACGCCAGGAACACGAUUUUUUUGAAGAUUUGAAUGGACAGCAUCCCAUUCACGUAAACUGGCGAAGAAGCUGCUGGACCAGUUUUUUUCUUCUAUCUACCCCAUAGCCACACUCUUGUAAAGUAACAAGGGUGUGAUCGAAGGUGCGACUCUUUAAAGGGUUGUACACUGGGAUUGAGACGCUGUGAAAGACGAAUGGUGAAAGCAAAAUUGGACUGAAAAGAAUCAACAGAUUCGAGCAACAUUAAUUUCAGCAAUUUCGAAAAAGUGUUGCGGCUAUUUCUGGGGUUUCAAUAUGGAGAACAGUAAAUUGAUGGACAACGGGAAUGGAAGCGCUGGAUAUCUGGACGGUACAAAACCACCCCCGGUUGACGGAACCACCUGUAAUGAGAAGGAUAAGGGCGGCAGAAGACGAAGCGAAGUGCCCCUGAUGAAGCUCAAGACUUACCUGUCGGCGCUGCGCCCUUGGUCCUUGUCGGCCAGUUUAGUUCCGACCCUGCUGGGGGAAGCAAUUGCCUACCGGAGGUUGGGAUUCGCCGAGUUCAAUGUGCUGAUAUUUCUGUUUACCAUUUUCACCGUUGUGAUGGUACAUUGUGCCGGAAAUGUGGUCAAUACGUACUUCGAUUUCGUCAAGGGUAUCGACAACCGCAAAUCCGACGACCGAACGCUGGUAGAUCACAUACUGAGCAAGGAUGAGGUUGUCACACUAGGAGCGGUCCUGUACUGUGCUGGAUGCGUUGGUUUCAUUUUUCUGGUGUAUCUCUCGCCCGCAAAAUUGGAACAUCUAGCGUUAGUGUAUUUCGGUGGAUUAUCAUCAAGUUUUCUGUACACUGGAGGAAUCGGAUUGAAGUACAUAGCCUUAGGCGAUGUGCUCAUAUUGAUUAUUUUCGGACCUAUUUCGGUACUGUUCUCUUACAUGGCCCAAACCGGAAAUGUGGAAUGGAUGACAAUUUACUACGCUAUUCCGUUGGCUCUCAAUACGGAAGCCAUCCUACACAGUAAUAACACCAGGGAUGCGGAAUCAGACAAAAAAGUAGGAAUCGUAACGCUGGCCAUUCUGAUCGGAAAAACUUCCUCGUAUAUUCUGUAUGCGCUGUUGCUGUUUACACCAUACGUUAUGUUUGUGGUCCUGGGCGUUAAAUACUCGAGCGCAUUCCUCAUACCCAUGGUCACUUUACCACAGGCCUUUAAAAUUGAGAAACAAUUUCGCCAGGAGGCGACGAUGCAUGGUGUCCCCCGACAAACUGCCAGAUUGAAUCUAUUUUUCGGCAUUCUAUACGUUUUGGCCUGUUUCUGCGCUCCUCAGCUACCAUUUAUUGGACGGAAGUAAAACAGUUAAGGCGAGAUUUCAAACGUGCACCAUCAUACACCUAGAAUCGGUGAAAUAUUCAAGAUGAAUUUGCAUGUUCAGUGACAAGUGGAAAUACUCUCUGUGAGUAACGACGUUUAAAAUAGGAACGACAAAAUUUCAGGUGGUACUGUUUCCACUGAACUUUAGACCUGCAUGUUAAAAUUCUUACUCCACCUUUAGAUAUUAGUAAUUUAUUUUGUCAGUUUCUUUCCAGAGAUUUCUUUAACAUUUUAUGUUUGUCAGAGGAUCAGUCUGUACUUUACAGUAAUAUAUUUCUGUUGAUGUUGAAAAAACCCCAGAGUAAAUUACGCAUUCAGAAACCAGACACUUUGGGACUCUCAAGAAACACUCGAGUAAGAAAAAAGAACCGUAGAUAAAAAAUAAGCUAAUAAUUCUGCAUUGUCGAACUUCAAGAAAUUUAGAACUUUUCAGUAAAAACAAAAACAAAAAACACUUUCAAAGUAUAGGUUUUUCCAAGAAUACUCCUAGGCUUUGUAGAAUCUCUUGCCAAAUUGUUCUGUCUUCAUCAUCGCGUUCGCUAGUUCUUAUUUUCUUUCUACUACGGUACCUUUCUCUGGUUUCGAGUGCUUGAUCACAUAUCAAACCCGAUUCCCGAAUAAAACUAAUUAUUAUAAACAAAAUAUCAUACCAAACUCGAACUCCCCCCACCCGUAGCUAUCCCGAUCGUAUAGGUAAUUUGAUGUAAGAAAACGGAAAACUAAAAAACAAACACAAUGUGGGUCUCAUUUGAUCGCAUCAACACAGUACUUAAUCACUCACUCAAAAAUCGAGCAUCACCACUUACGAAGAUCGUGUUCGGUUUUUGUUUUUAUCUUUUAAGAACUUCGACAAAAUUUAUAAAAAAAAAAUUCCAUUUGAAACAAGAUCUGCAUCGGCAUGUUUGAUGAAAAUCCAGUGAACAGAAUGAGGCCGCGAACAUGUGAAAGACAAUAAUUAGGCUUAAACAUUUAAGAACUUGAAGAGCUCGGAGCCCCCAACAUUGAAAAAAUUCAAUUCUGAAGACAGGUUUACAAUUUACGCUGAUUCGGCUUCACGGCUGAACGACCUGUAAAGCGUGUUGAAUAAGUUUUGUAGAGUUGACAUUGGCUUUAAAAAAGAAUUAUAGAGAAAUAUGAUAAUAAAUUGCUUCUCAAAUUAUUUCUAGAAAAAUUUUAGCUGAGAGAGGAAUUUUUUUUUUCUAUAUUUAACAUAUAUAAAAUAUGCAUCAUUUCUGCCAAUCUUUACUUACAACAAAUCGACUGCUUAAUAUGCUUGUAUAGCAGAACAAAGUUGGGUCAGCGUAAAAUAUGUGGAUGCAACGACAUUCAUCGCAGUCAGGAAUACAGAGACAGAUAGAGAGCAAACAAGCAAGGAUAAGAAACUCAAUGCAAUAAUCGUAUAGUGAAGAUUCAUAUAUGUACCAACUUUACUCUAUAGUAUAGUAUAUAGCUAGCGGUGGGCUGAGCGUAUCGCUUGAUGGGAUUAAGCAGAUAGCUGUCAUGAUACAUAAUGAAGCAUCAUUGGACUGUUCUUGUAAAAGAAGAUUUUGCUUGAGAUAAAGUUUUCCAAUAAACCAAGAAUGAUUUAUUAUAUAAA
Messenger RNA from Uranotaenia lowii, 3164 nucleotides. RefSeq names its product ubiA prenyltransferase domain-containing protein 1 homolog (gene heix). Lineage: Eukaryota; Metazoa; Arthropoda; Insecta; Diptera; Culicidae. Bases 513 to 1547 code for a protein of 344 amino acids. The record is from RefSeq and is a predicted model, not a curated record. Gene Ontology annotation, molecular function: prenyltransferase activity. The transcript has 3 exons. Gene Ontology annotation, cellular component: endoplasmic reticulum; Golgi membrane. Gene Ontology annotation, biological process: menaquinone biosynthetic process; vitamin K biosynthetic process.